Messenger RNA from Cyphellophora attinorum, 696 nucleotides. Its product is annotated as putative isochorismatase family protein. The record is from RefSeq and is a predicted model, not a curated record. Lineage: Eukaryota; Fungi; Ascomycota; Eurotiomycetes; Chaetothyriales; Cyphellophoraceae. The transcript has a single exon. The coding region runs from base 1 to 696 and encodes 231 amino acids.
AUGCCGCAAGAACCAGCAGCAGCAGCGACGACAGCAUCUUCACCCUUCUACCAGCGAGCAUUUCCCCUCCUCCCCGCCUCCACUACAAAAACAGCCCUUCUUCUAGUCGACAUUCAGAUCGGUCUCAACACACACGACACGCCUUACUACGGCCGUGAGCGCUCCAACCCAGCCUUUGAAACCAACAUCUCCGCUCUACUCGCCGCCGUCCGAGCAUUCAACGCUAGAUCGCCCUCGACCUCGAUCACGGUCAUUCACGUCUACCAUCGCUCCUCCCGUUCGGAAUCACCUUUGUACCCUGGCAAAGCCAGUGCGAAGAUCAUGCCCUGUGCCGCGCCUGAGGGCGACGAGGCCGUAAUCGCCAAAACAGCAACCAGCGCGCUCGUCGGAACAGAGCUAGAAGCGAAGAUUCGCGAAGCAGGCACCCAGCAGCUCCUGAUUUGCGGCAUCGCCACCGACCAUUGCGUGAGCACUACCGUGCGUGCGGCUGCGGACCUGGAGGUCUGUGUCGACGCCGGCGGGGAAAGCAAGACCACGAGAGACGGGGUUUGGAUCGUGGAUGACUGUUCGGCUUGUUUUGACAAUCACGGGAGCUUCGACGCGGAGGUGGUGCACAAGGUCAAUGUGGAGAGUCUGAGAGGGGAGUUCUGUGAGGUUACGCUUGGUGAGGAGGUGAAGAAGGUGAUGCUCGCUUGA